AUGUUUCCUGGGUGUCUUGGUUACGAGCUGUACGUUUUGACACUUUUAUGUAGCGUCGGUGCUGUGCUUUACACAUCUUAUCUCCAUGUCCUUGGCGUUCUCCACGAACCCGUUUCCCAAGGCCUCAAACGCGUCUAUCCUCCUGCCCCUCCGUCUCAUACAUUUAUGGCUGGAUUUGCGGCCGGUACACUUCAAUCAGUGCUCGCUGCUCCUUUGGAUGCGCUCCAAGUUCGUCUUCAAGCAAAUGAUAUUCUCGAGGGCCAGUACCGAAGCUUGUGGCAUUAUGGGCAAUACAAGUUGAACCAAAUCGGCGCACGCGGCAUUUUCGCGGGCUGGAGUCUUUCCUUCUUGCGAGAUGCAUUUGGAUACGCGGUUUUCUUUUCUUCCUUUGAAUAUAUCAAAGCACAGGCGUACUACUCAUUUAUCACUGCAUAUUAUGGGUCUUUGGGAGCAUACCAGGUGGACAGAUUGCGAUCGCUCGACUCAAGUGACCGCGGAGUGCCACUAAUCAAACCCCACUACGCCCUUGAACCAUGCUUUUUGAUGCUGGCGGGGGUUGUGGCAUCGGUUGCCCAACAGACGAUACAACAUCCACUGAGUAUCAUUCAGAAUCUUCACUUCGGACGGCUUGAAAAUCUUGAUAAACAGGCGAAUCUUGCUCCUUCAAGACAGCAGAUGUUGCGCCUCUACUAUCAUGCAUACCAGGAAACAUUCAAGCGAUGCAAAAAGAAGGCCGUGCGCGUUGGAGGGUGGUAUCGAUGGUUGUUUCGUGGGUUUGUAAAAGAUUCCAUCCGUCAGGUGCCUAGCACUAGCGCUGCGCUAGUCAUAUUUGAAUUGGUGCGCCGUAAAUAUGCUAAUUUGGCGGAUGCUAUAUAUAUUGAAAAAGACGGAUAUGAUAUUCUUCUAACCUAG
Aspergillus chevalieri is the source of this 912-nucleotide messenger RNA. Its product is annotated as putative mitochondrial carrier protein. The transcript has a single exon. Gene Ontology annotation, biological process: mitochondrial L-ornithine transmembrane transport. The record is from RefSeq and is a predicted model, not a curated record. The coding region runs from base 1 to 912 and encodes 303 amino acids. Gene Ontology annotation, molecular function: L-ornithine transmembrane transporter activity. NCBI's taxonomy places the organism in Eukaryota, Fungi, Ascomycota, Eurotiomycetes, Eurotiales, Aspergillaceae.